Messenger RNA from Fonsecaea pedrosoi CBS 271.37, 1113 nucleotides. RefSeq lists its product as uncharacterized. Gene Ontology annotation, cellular component: mitochondrion. The record is from RefSeq and is a predicted model, not a curated record. Lineage: Eukaryota; Fungi; Ascomycota; Eurotiomycetes; Chaetothyriales; Herpotrichiellaceae. Bases 1 to 1113 code for a protein of 370 amino acids. The transcript is spliced from 2 exons.
AUGCUCGCCCGCCGGCUACUACCCCUCUCUACUUCGGCCCAAACUCCCUCGCUCUUUCGCGCCUUUACGACGACGUCCCUGUUACGAGACCCUCCUCGCAGCCCUGCCCUGAGCGACCUGACCUCGGAUGGUGCGGACGCCUUCAACGUCAAGCAGAAGGAAUUCCGAGAUGGGCUCGAGGCUGCCCGGAAGAGAAAAGAACAAGCUGACAGUCAGUUCCUUGAUGCUUCUUCGUCUUCUUCUGAUAGAUCCCCCAGCCUUACUCUUGCUGCAUCCCGUGUAUCUGAAACCCUGGGUUUGGGCUCACUCUCUACCGCACCCCCUACAGAAGAAGCAAGACAAGCCGAGACCGAUACCACCACAAAGCGAAGCGGAACUCUCUCUAGCCUCAUCUAUGGCACCCCCGAAGGCCAAAAUCUAGACAAAGAGAUGGAAAGAUCGUUCUCCCAGGUGUUGGCUAGGGGCAAAUACGUCCAUUCGAUCGUCUUUCACGAUGUCAAACCCGACAAGGUCGACGACUACGUCGAGUUGGUGGGCAAUUGGUAUCCGAGGAUGGCCAAUGACCCGGAGAAUAAGGUCCAUUUGGUGGGAAGUUGGAGGACAGAAGUGGGGGAUUGUGAAACUUUUGUUCACAUCUGGGAAUAUCAGCGCUACACGGGAUACCAUGCCUCGCUGCACAGCAUCGCGCACCACCCCGAGUUCCCCGCUUUCGAGAAGAAAUUACAGACUCUAAUCACAUCCAAGAAAAUCUCUCUAAUGCAGGAAUUUUCAUUUUGGCCAACUACCCCCCCUCGAAAACUUGGCGGCGUGUUUGAACUACGAUCCUAUACCCUGCACCCCGGAAACCUUCUGGAGUGGGAAACACAUUGGCGGAAAGGACUCAAAGCACGCCGAGAAGUCAUGGAAGGUGUGGGUGCUUGGUUUGUGCAGAUUGGAGAUCUGAAUACCGUUCAUCAUCUAUGGCAAUUUGCCGAUCUGGAGGAACGAAAGCUCCGACGUGAAAUGUCGUGGGGCAUCGAAGGAUGGGGUGAUACCGUGCACAAGACAGUUCCACUCAUCCAGACCAUGAAGAGCAAAAUCCUGAUUCCCAUGCCGUGGAGUCCCGUGGGCUAA